Messenger RNA from Drosophila serrata, 2244 nucleotides. It is a transcript of the gene flr, whose product is annotated as actin-interacting protein 1 flr. NCBI's taxonomy places the organism in Eukaryota, Metazoa, Arthropoda, Insecta, Diptera, Drosophilidae. Gene Ontology annotation, biological process: locomotion; actin filament depolymerization; sarcomere organization. The record is from RefSeq and is a predicted model, not a curated record. Gene Ontology annotation, cellular component: cortical actin cytoskeleton. Gene Ontology annotation, molecular function: actin filament binding.
GUAAGUGUUGAAUUCGGUCUCACUGCGCCAUAGCUUGUCGGUUUUAUAAAUCAACGGAAAUUCGCAAAAAAGUAUCGUUUGAACUCCACUAGCUCAGCACAGAGGAACACAACAAUGGCUCAGCCCCAACCACCAGCCUAUGAAAACAAAAACAUUUAUGCGACACUGCCGCGAACUCAACGAGGCCAGCCAAUUGUGCUGGGCGCUGAUCCUAAGGGCAAAAAUUUCCUCUACACGAACGGGAACUCCGUAAUUAUCCGGAACAUCGAGAAUCCAGCCAUCGCCGAUGUCUACACGGAGCACUCGUGUGCAGUGAACGUGGCCAAAUACUCGCCCAGCGGCUUCUACAUUGCAUCUGGCGACGCCUCGGGUAAGAUUCGCAUUUGGGACACGGUCAACAAGGAGCACCUCCUUAAAAAUGAGUUCCAGCCAAUCGCAGGGCCCAUCAAGGACAUUAGUUGGUCGCCAGAUAACCAGCGCAUUGUGGCUGUUGGCGAAGGUCGCGAGCGUUUUGGACACGUCUUCAUGUCAGAGACGGGUACAUCCGUGGGCGAGAUCAGUGGCCAAUCAAAGUCUAUCAAUUCGGCGGACUUCCGGCCAGCCAGGCCCUUCCGCAUCGUAACAGGUAGCGAAGACAACACGGUCGCCGUGUUUGAGGGACCGCCAUUUAAGUUUAAGAUGACUAAGCAGGAUCACUCUCGGUUCGUCCAAGCAGUCCGCUACUCGCCAGAUGGCAAGUUCUUCGCCUCGGCCGGCUUUGACGGCAAAGUCUUCCUUUACGACGGUACCAGCUCCGAGCUGGUGGGAGAGUUCGGCUCGCCUGCCCACAAGGGCGGUGUAUACGCCCUGGCAUGGAAACCGGACGGUAGCCAGCUACUGACCUGCUCCGGCGACAAGACUUGCCGACUGUGGCAAGUGGAGUCACGUGAGCUGAUUAGUGAGUUCGUUAUGGGAGCUACUGUUGACGACCAACAGGUAUCGUGCCUGUGGCAGGGAGAACACUUGAUUACUGUUUCCCUUUCGGGCGUAAUCACUUAUCUAAACGUCGAAGAUCCCAGCAAGCCACUGCGCGUAGUCAAGGGUCAUAACAAGCCCAUAACCGUAUUGGGUUUGAGCGAUGAUCGCAGCACCAUUUAUACCGGAAGCCAUGACGGUGUAGUGACCAAUUGGAACUCUGGCAAUGGCACCAACGACCGCAUUACUGGAACUGGUCACGGCAAUCAGAUUAACGGAAUCGCUGCCUGGGGUGAUUUCGUCUAUACUUGUGGCAUCGACGACAGCCUGCGUCAGUUCAGCGUUGAGGGAAAUGCUUACACUGAUUAUGUCGUCAAGCUCAAUUGCCAGCCCCGCGGACUCGCUAUUCUGCGCAGCGAGAAUAUCAUCGCUCUGGCCUGCAUCAAGGAGCUGACCCUCGUGCAAGACCAGAAGAAAAUCUUUUCGCUGCCCAUUAAGUUUGAAGCCAGCUCGAUUGCCGUUAACGCGGAUACCUCUGACAUUGCUGUUGGCGGUGAUGACCAAAAAUUGCACAUCUACAGCCUAAAGAACGGAGUUCUAGAGCCCAAAACGGAGAUGGACCAUCAGGGCGCGGUAACAGACGUGUCCUACUCACCGGACCUUAAAUAUCUUGUGGCCUGUGAUGCCCAUCGCAAGGUGGUGCUCUACUCUGUGGAUGAGUACAAGCCUGCCCACAACAAGGAGUGGGGCUUCCACAGUGCUCGCGUCAACACCGUGGCCUGGUCGCCGAACUCUCUACUUGUGGCCAGUGGAUCUUUGGAUACAACCAUCAUCAUCUGGUCGGUGACAAACCCUGCUAAGCACACCAUUAUUAAGAAUGCCCAUCCGCAGUCUCAAAUCACUCGCUUGGUCUGGCUGGAUAACAACACUGUGAUCUCAACUGGCCAAGAUUGCAACACCAAGGUGUGGCAUGUGGAGACAAUUUAAAUGCUGCAGUUUAUACUUAUUCAGGGAGAGAAGUCUGCAGCUCCCUGGCUUCAUUUCAUUUAAGUGCAACAGUUUACAUUAGCUAUUUAUGUCUAUUUUGUCCCUUCGCUCACCUCUUGUCAUGUCUCUAAGUUUAAGCCCAAAGUGUUUGCUAAUCAUAUCAUGGAUAUUCAACCUUUUGUCUGUGUGCUGCCCGAGCAACUUUUUAUACUAUCUAAACUGCGAAAGUUAAACAAAGAUAUAUAAGUACGCCAGCGUACAUAUAUUAUUGUAUUAUGAAAUGAAAUAUACUAGUUUUGCAUA